This is a messenger RNA of Trichoplusia ni (cabbage looper), 1218 nucleotides long. RefSeq lists its product as uncharacterized. Lineage: Eukaryota; Metazoa; Arthropoda; Insecta; Lepidoptera; Noctuidae. Bases 193 to 1218 code for a protein of 341 amino acids. The transcript is spliced from 3 exons. The record is from RefSeq and is a predicted model, not a curated record.
ACCCCGAGCAACAACUAGUUGUUAGUAAAAUGAGGUAUUGCAUUAGUCAUUUAUAUUGUAUUUAUCGUCUAUAAUAAUUUUAAGCUUAAGUACAAUUGUCUCUAAAAAUAGCAUUAGAUCGAUUCUUGGUUACAAUUACUUAUAUUACUAUCGCUAAGCAAGUAGCUUGUGAACGUGUAGUUUCAAGUGAAAAUGAUUGAAAAAGAAAAACUAGUGUGCAAUAUUACACAUAUAAUGUUCUGUCGACAGCUCCUGGGUUUCCUUCAAGAUUACAGUUCUCGUAAAAUAAGAAUAAUCACAAAAUUAUACUCGAUAAUCUUAGUUUCUGCCUUAAUCAUUACCAAGUCCAUAAGAUUACAAGCCAUUGAGAAAUAUAACAAACAUACAGACUGGACAUUAUUGCUUAUAGAAUGUUUCUUUUAUUCUACAGUGGCAUACCAAACAAAAGAUGGAUACAUUUAUCGAUAUUAUAAACAAUUGCGUUACGUCGACAGUUUGCCUGGAGCAGAACGCGUCUUCAAAAGAUUAGAAUAUUUUUUGAAAUACUACUUAUUCUUUACGCUUGUGAAUAAAUUAGCCUUCGAUUUAUUGUAUUGCAAGUUUUUUGGACAAAAAUGCUAUAAAGAUGGUUACUACGACGUGAUAACUAAUGUUUUAAUGUAUAUUUGUAUUGAUGUUGGUAGAUUUUCUUUUGCUUUAAUAUUUUGUUUGUUGUAUUGUCGUGCUAAGUUGCUGGUGAUGUCUUUGGAGAACUUGAAUUUGGAUGAUAUGCCUCAGAAUAGGUAUGCGAUAGCAAAGUAUGUGCAGAUGUAUGAGAGUCUUCUCGAUAGUCUCAGAAGCGUUGAUAACCCUAUGAAAUUAAUGGUAAGUAUUUUUCAGUUUGGCUAUUUUACAGCAUCAUUCGUUAUUGUCUCUGUAACUACUUCAUCCCUGAGAUUUGUUAUAGAAUUAGCCUACCGUCUAAAUAAAUUAAAGUUCAAUGGACCAGAAAUAUGGAGCCUUGUUUUUUCAGUUCUGUACGUUUUAAGACCUAUAAUUUUCUGGACCAUACCGUCUGUAGCGUUGGACCUUACAACGGAUAAUAUCAAUAAGAUUAAAAUAAUUUGCAUCGAAAAGAAGGUGCUUUGUAGUAGUAAGUAUUUUAAAGUAAUUUAUAUCCCGCAGAUGAACAAUUUCCGUUUGGUGAACAAAUGGAAUUUUUUUUUUCUUUUUUUUUAA